Drepanopeziza brunnea f. sp. 'multigermtubi' MB_m1 is the source of this 2169-nucleotide messenger RNA. RefSeq lists its product as uncharacterized. NCBI's taxonomy places the organism in Eukaryota, Fungi, Ascomycota, Leotiomycetes, Helotiales, Drepanopezizaceae. The record is from RefSeq and is a predicted model, not a curated record.
AUGGCUACGACACUGAUAGAGGCUAUUUCUCCACAGCCUCAAGGGCCUAUUUCAGCAGGCUCAAGUCACUUAAUGCACAAUGCCGAAGAUAUCGUCACAGCAUCAGCGAGCGGCAUCACUGCACCAGUCAGUGUCUUCACACCCAAGAAACAGAACCCUACGGCACAUCUCGUUAUUCUCCGGAACCCCAAAGAGUGCUAUAGACGAUACACUCCAGCUUUCUCCCCAGCACUCGGUAACGGAUCAGACACCUAUACUCGGCACAUCGCAAAAAAUUUGUGGUCACUCCACGAGGCGGCAUGCAUUCAGGAUCUUAUCCCUUUGAUCUCCGAUAAGAUGGAACAGGAGGAAGAGCUACAGCAGCAUAGAAAAGCCAGGAAGCAGUUCUCGAAAUUUGAUGACAAGUUUGCCAAAUGGGUCUUCUACUUACCAGCCUUAGAACGCCACUUGAUAAAGCAAGUCCACGAGCAACAAUUCUGGAGAUCCUGGGGAGAGACCAAGGUCAUCCUCACUGGUGAAGAUGGAAACAAGAAAGCGCAUUGGAUGGUCAACGACAAUGCGGACCAGCUUGGGCAAAUGCUGGAUAGGCGCAUGAAAAAGGAUGGCUACAAUCUCUGCGACAAGCAGACUCUGGUGAAGAAUCUUGAGGAUUUGGAGACUGCUGAAAGAAACAAGAGGAUGAUUCUCCACAGAGAAUGGUGGUCCAAAUCUCAGGGGGCGACGCGGAGGGAUAAUUUGGCUACCGAAAACGCCAAAUCGCUUACGGCUAACACGAUCGCCCACAUGGAUCUCUCUAGUUCAACCGGGCUUGCCGCGACAACACAAACUUCUCCAACAACAUCGGAAUCCACUGCGAGUCUUCAAAAAAACGACAUGGAGGAGCUACCGAAACAAAUCUUACGGAACAUCACCCAAGACGAGGCAAUCCUCGAGCUAUCGCAAGCCCUCACCGAGGACUUAACCGAGCGUCAAAAUGCUUACACUCAUGCCGCCAACGCCAACAUGAACAAAGCAUUCUAUGCCCUCGAGCCGCAGCGACUGCAUAGCCGCUGCAGUUGGCUCGUCCGUCCCAUGGCGAUGACUACCAAGAACCUGCAACCACCACCAGCAGGCGAAAUCCCAGCAAUCCGUCUUACUCUCGACAACAGUGUGACUUGCGAGCUAUUCGAGCGCUUCCAAGACUUCAGUCACCCGGACUGGGAGGAGGUAUGGCAGGUGCGUGCUGAUGCUCAGGCGGGCAUGGAGCAUAAGCUCAAACUACGGAAACAAGUGGAGGAGAUGAAGAUGCGGAAGUUGGCGUUCUAUCAAGAAGGAGACUACGAGACGGACAGUGAUAGCGAUGAAGACGACGAUGAGGGGUAUUGGUACUCGGACAUAGGUUCUCCAUUCGACAAAACCCAACCAUCAACCAGCUCGGGCUCCAACGACACGGGAUGUUCCACAAUCAUCCCGCACAACGAUACUCCCACCAAGCUUGACAUCGCCAAAGCCAAGCUCGCCACAUUCAACACAGUCCUGGCCAAUAACCUCGCCAUCGUCAAAGCCGAAUGCCUCCUGAAGAUGAAGCGCUUCAGCGGCAUCCUUCCCACCCCCAAGACAGAGGACGAAAUCAAGCGAGAGAAGGCCUGGGCUCAAGCACUGUACAUCCGGAAACUAGAAAUAAACCUCGUCAAACUGCAGCUCCGUAUCUUCGACGAAGGCAUGACUGCAACCGACAAUCGCAGAGUCCGCUUCACAUCCUCUGCCCCCACCGGAGCCGGCGAGGUCCAUUUCGUCGGACCUUUGGUCAGACUCAAUGACGCAUCCGAGUCCGGAAGCCUGAAAGUCCGCGCCGCCUUCAAGAUUCUCAAGAGGCACAGGCUAUUCAACGCCUUCAGAACGAAGGAUCACUUCCAUUUCGUGAAACGGCUAUUGGCGCGCGUCACGAACCUGGAGGACACCGAGCACGCAAUCUUCAAGGAGGAGAUCAAAGAAGCUUUCCAAAUGGCCCAUAAAACGGAUGAAGAGGUUUUAGGGUACAUUCAGAAGGCGGUUGAGGCUGCAGAGAACUCUGUGUUUACUAAGAGGUGUAAACACGUUGGCGGGAGUGAGAUUGCGAGUUGGUAUGUGAGGCUGGGCAGACGGGCGAGGGCCGACUGGAACAUUGAAAGAAGAUGGUAUAGGAUAUGA